Molecule: messenger RNA, 1973 nt
Organism: Cynoglossus semilaevis (tongue sole)
Lineage: Eukaryota; Metazoa; Chordata; Actinopteri; Pleuronectiformes; Cynoglossidae
Gene: stx1b
Product: syntaxin 1B
Exons: 10
Coding region: 519-1385 (288 amino acids)
Biological process (GO): synaptic vesicle fusion to presynaptic active zone membrane; exocytic insertion of neurotransmitter receptor to postsynaptic membrane; intracellular protein transport
Cellular component (GO): plasma membrane; endomembrane system; presynaptic active zone membrane
Molecular function (GO): SNAP receptor activity; SNARE binding
Source: RefSeq, a predicted model, not a curated record
GCAUCAGUACCACUCCCCCCCCUUACCUCCUCCUCUCCACCCCUCGCUCCGCUCCGCUCCUGCUUCUUUUGCGCGCUGCGGGGCCACACUGCGACCGCACCGAGGAAGAGGAGGAAGAGGAGGAGGCGACGACGGAGGACAGGCGCCAUUUCCUGAGCAUAGCAGCACAGUAGGAUACGAGGAGGAGCAGGAGGAGCAGAAGAAGGAGAAGAAGGAGCGGUAGAGGAGGAGGAGGAGGUGUGGAAUAAAGAGGGAAGAAAAAAGCAGCUAAGCGGCAGCGGCAGAAGACGGAGACGCGUCACACCGCGCCGCGCUCUUCCUCUCCAUCAGUUCAGUGAAGUGAAGACCACAGAGGAGGUGGAGGAGGAGAACCUGAGCAGGAGUUCGGACACGAAAACGAGUAGAGACAGGGUGUCGGAAAACCUCCCCCCUCCCACCACCUCCCCUCCUCUCCAGCAGCAGGGCCGUAUCUCUGUUUGUUGUAGCAGCAGCAGCCAACGCGGCGCGGCGGCGACACCAUGAAGGACCGCACAGCGGAACUGAGAAGCGCUAAGGACAGUGAUGAUGACGAAGAAGUGGUGCAGGUCGACAGGGACCACUUCAUGGAUGAGUUCUUUGAACAGGUGGAGGCACACACAGGCUGCAUAGAAAAGCUGUCUGAGGACGUGGAGCAGGUCAAGAAGCAGCACAGCGCCAUCUUGGCUGCACCCAACCCUGAUGAGAAGACCAAGCAGGAGCUGGAGGAUCUCACAGCUGACAUCAAGAAAACAGCCAAUAAAGUGCGUUCAAAAUUAAAAGCUAUUGAGCAGAGCAUUGAACAGGAGGAGGGCCUCAACAGAUCAUCAGCAGAUCUUAGGAUCCGUAAGACACAGCACUCGACGCUGUCGCGCAAGUUUGUGGAGGUAAUGACUGAGUACAACACCACGCAGUCAAAAUAUCGCGACCGCUGCAAGGACCGCAUCCAGAGACAGCUGGAGAUCACUGGAAGAACCACCACCAAUGAAGAGCUGGAGGACAUGUUGGAAAGUGGCAAACUGGCCAUCUUCACUGAUGAUAUUAAAAUGGACUCCCAGAUGACGAAGCAGGCGCUAAAUGAGAUUGAGACCAGGCACACGGAGAUCAUUAAGCUGGAAAACAGCAUUCGUGAGCUGCAUGACAUGUUCGUGGACAUGGCCAUGCUAGUGGAGAGCCAGGGGGAAAUGAUCGACAGAAUUGAAUACAAUGUGGAACACUCUGUCGACUACGUGGAGCGAGCUGUUUCUGACACCAAGAAGGCUGUGAAAUAUCAGAGCCAGGCUCGCAAGAAGAAGAUCAUGAUCAUCAUCUGCUGUGUCAUCCUGGGAGUGGUCCUGGCAUCGACCAUUGGUGGCACACUGGGAUUCUAAGAGGCUCCACCCCCUGCCGCCGUGAUGACUGACAACCACCACAUGACUGACCGACCUACUACGCGAAUGACCGACGGACGCCAGCAGAGAAAAUACACACCAACAACGACAAAAAAACAAGAAAAAACUUGAAACACAAAUGCAAGACAAAAAACAUUUAGCAAAGAAGCUAAGCUAGGCUAGGCUAUGCUAAAAGUCCAGCCACAGAUACAUGGAAACGUGACGGGGUCGGGUGGGGUUCAAAAGUAAAAAAAAAAAUCUUCAAAUCGUAGACGACUAAAAGACAUCCAAAUUACGGCGAGGAUGAGCCAACAGUACCAUACAUUUCUGAUGUUAGCUAAUGCUACCAGAUAGCACCUCACGACGUGGCUUUACUUUUGUGUUUAGUUGUUUUGAGUUCUUUUUGUUUAGUUUUGUUUUUGAGGGCAGUGACACAGCGUGGUCGGUCGAGGGUGAUAUUCCAGAAACCAACGUUCGUGUCUGUUGCUACCACAACCUUAAGUUUCUUCACUGACGAGUGUAAACAAAGUAGCUACUCCAAACUGGUCUGUACCCAUGUGUUCACCAGCCAGUAAAAACAAUACAAAC